UGCGGCUCUGUGAUUGGCUGCGAGCUCGCCUGGCAGGAAGAAAGAGCUGCUGUGUUGAGGCCGAAAAACUCAGACACAAUCUGGAAAGAGGGGACGACAACAAAAUACCUGUGAAGAUUAUACACACUCAACAGGAGCUGCGAGAGGCGCUUUUAUUUUUGGGCCAUGGCGACCGGGCGAGUGGUGCCUGGCUUCACGGCAGUGUCUCUGCCAGCAAGUCCGGCUUACUCUUAAUGAGUGUGUGCUGUGUGCAGAUUUAAAUCUUUACAUGGGGGCAACAUAGCUGCAUGCUCGCUAUCGCUGCUGCUGAUGCUCGCAGAAAACAACUAUUUAUUUUUUGCGCAAAACUGAUGAGGGGAGCGUAAAUAUUCCGCCUGGAGCAGCGUGGGUUUUAUUACCUAAAAAUCUCCCCCGUUUGACGUCCGUCGGCAUCAGUGCCAUGAAUCAGCCCGGGCAACAGCUGCUACCCACAUAGAGGUCACUUUACCUCUCUUUCCAUUUGAUUCCGUCCAGAGGAUGCUGGGAAUGUGUCGCGGGCGCAGGAAGUUCCUGGCGGCCUCUCUCGUCCUGCUCUUCAUCCCAGCACUUACCUGGCUUUACCUGUCCGUCGGCAGCUUUCAAGUGAAGCCCCUGCCCCUCUCCCCGUUGGAAAUCCAGUCAUCCACACCUGUAGGAGAUGUCGGCGAGCGACAAGCGUUGGAGUCUCGGGUGCGGGCGGUGGAAGAGGAGAACCGGGCGCUGCGCCGGGAACUUAGCCGGCCCCCCAGGAGCCCGUCGGCACACCUUCCAUACGGCGGCCACCAUGGCAACCAAAGCAAAACCCACUCAGAGGAAGGCACCGGUGACAACGAGGUCCAGAAAGCUGCUGCAGCGGGAAACAGUUCAGACUGCGUCCGACAUCCAGUCGUGGAGAAGUGUGAGACCAUCCACGUUGCCAUCGUAUGUGCAGGCUACAACGCCAGUCGAGAUGUGGUCACACUGGUAAAAUCGGUACUUUUCCACAGGCGGAACCCCCUCCAUUUCCAUUUCAUCACAGACUCCAUAGCUCAGCAAAUCCUGUCCUCUCUGUUCCACACCUGGAUGGUUCCUGCUGUUCGGGUCGACUUCUAUGACGCAGAUGAACUGAAGUCAGAGGUGUCAUGGAUCCCAAACAAACAUUACUCUGGAAUCUACGGUCUGAUGAAGUUAGUGCUCACAAAGACACUCCCAUCGGAUCUACAAAAAGUCAUCGUUUUGGACACAGAUAUUACUUUUGCCACGGACAUCGCUGAGCUCUGGGCUGUCUUCCACAAGUUUAAAGGCCAGCAGGUUCUGGGUUUGGUGGAGAACCAGAGUGACUGGUAUCUAGGAAACCUGUGGAAGAACCAUCGGCCCUGGCCUGCACUGGGUAGAGGCUUUAACACUGGGGUGAUUUUGCUUCUCCUCGAUCGACUACGAAAGCUGAGAUGGGAGCAGAUGUGGAGGUUGACUGCAGAGCGGGAAUUGAUGAGCAUGUUGUCCACUUCAUUGGCAGAUCAGGAUAUCUUCAAUGCUGUCAUCAAACAGAACCCAUUCCUGGUUCACCAGCUUCCAUGCUUCUGGAACGUUCAACUCUCAGACCACACCCGAUCUGAGAAGUGCUACAAAGACGUGUCAGACCUCAAGGUCAUCCACUGGAACUCUCCCAAAAAACUAAGAGUCAAGAACAAGCAUGUGGAGUUUUUCCGUAAUCUCUACCUAACCUUCCUGGAGUAUGACGGCAACCUGCUGCGGCGAGAGCUGUUCGGCUGUCCCAGCGAAGCUGAUCACAACAGCGAGAAUCUCCAGAAGACGCUGUCCGAGUUGGAUGAAGACGAUCCGUGCUACGAGUUCCGUCGAGAGAGAUUCACCGUCCACAGAACGCAUCUUUACUUUCUCCACUAUGAGUAUGAUGUCAGCCCUGACAACACGGACGUCACAUUAGUCGCCCAGCUCUCCAUGGACAGGCUCCAGAUGUUGGAGGCCAUCUGCAAGCACUGGGAAGGGCCCAUCAGCUUGGCCCUGUACCUUUCCGACGCCGAGGCCCAGCAGUUCCUGCGCUACGCUCAGGGCUCAGAGGUGCUCAUGAGCCGUGGCAACGUAGGUUACCACAUCGUCUACAAAGAGGGACAGUUCUACCCCGUCAACCUGCUGCGCAAUGUCGCAAUGCGGCACGUCAACACACCUUACAUGUUUCUCUCAGACAUCGAUUUCUUGCCCAUGUAUGGCCUCUAUGAGUAUCUCAGGAAGUCAGUUGUUCAACUAGACAUGGCCAACACCAAGAAAGCACUGGUGGUGCCAGCGUUUGAGACGCUGCGCUAUCGUUUGUCCUACCCCAAAUCUAAAGCGGAGCUGCUCUCUCAGCUGGACAUGGGAACUCUCUUCACAUUCAGGUACCAUGUGUGGACCAAAGGCCACGCACCAACAAACUUUGCCAAAUGGCGGACCGCCACCACACCCUACAAGGUGGAGUGGGAGGCGGACUUUGAGCCGUACGUCAUGGUGAGAAGGGACAGCCCCGAGUACGACCGGCGCUUUGUAGGCUUUGGUUGGAACAAGGUGGCGCACAUCAUGGAGCUGGAUGCACAGGAAUAUGAAUUUGUGGUCCUGCCCAACGCUUACAUGAUCCACAUGCCCCAUGCGCCCAGCUUCGACAUCACCAAGUUCCGCUCCAACAAGCAGUACCGAGUCUGCCUCAAGACCCUCAAGGAGGAGUUCCAGCAGAACAUGUCGCGGCGCUACGGCUUCGCCGCCCUUAAGUACAUGACGGCCGAGAACAACAGCUAGCCUCCGCUGCCGCCGCUGCAGACCCUCGCUCCCCGCGCCCCGAAAGGUGAAUGACUACACCAUUGGUCGGGGGGUAGGAGGUGCUGCGCAGAACGAAAAGAUGGCGGAAUAAGUCAAAACUUUCCUUCAAACUCUGCUGGACCACCCAGGAAAUAGUCACCUCUACUCGGAGGGGGGGGGAAUAAGCAGCGGCACCCCCUGCUGCAUUUUUAGGCUUAACGCUGCGUGUGCAUGUGUGUUACGGUACACGCAGGUGUGUGCGUCGUGUGUCCGGGGGCCGUGCCGGAGUGAGGAAACACAUUUUGGACGACACUUUAUCAUCAUGGCGGCGAGACAAAUCGGUCAACAUUGAGGCGAGUGGUCAUCCAGCCAAUCAGCUGCUGCGGGUACAAAUCUCAAUCCAUCCAUCUUUGUUUUGUGUGAAGUUUGAAUCAGAGCGCCAUCCUUCUCGCUUUUUUUCUUAUACUUGCCUCUAGUUUGAUGACAUUAUACUGUAAUAGUGAAGUAUUCUCUAGUAUAGUACAGUAGUACUCCUGCCUUCCAGUGGCUGCACUUCAUCUUUUUACUGCAUUUACUAAAACCCCUAAAGUGAUCUAAUAAAGUCCUAAAUUAUAAUGAUUCCUUAAUAGUAGCUGUGGGCGAUACUGCAAAUGUCAAUAUUGAUUCGAUACCAACUUAAUACACGGCCAGUAUAGCUGAUACUUCCAUCCAUCCAUUUUCUACUGCUUGUCUCCGGCGGUAGAAAAUAGAUGAAAGGCUCCAAAAUGACUCCUUGAAUGGUUGAAUCAUGAUUAUAAUCAGUAGUCCAGUAUAUAAUCUGAUACAACCCUUGGUAUGAAUAUUAUCGAUAUUUGCAUCAAUCCACCCGCCCCUACUUAACAGUACAGUAAGUUUGGACGCACACAAAGACAGACAAUUCCUUCACUAAGAGGAUAAUAAUCACUUUUAAUAUUUAAAAUGUGUUUAAUAUCCUUGGAAGUUUGCGGUGGCUUCUAAUUGAAUUUAGUCACACAGGAGAGUCAAAUCAGGAGAUUAGUUUUUUUGUAAAUUAAUUUUUUUUGUGCUGAAAUUGUUUUUAAUUUAUUUUAUCUUGAACAUUUUAUUGAUUUUUUAUUUUUAUUUUGUUUUACUGUUGUAAAACUAGAGGCCUCUUUCUCCUUUCCCUCCAACCUCUCAGAAGAAGGAGAUAGGCGUGAUGAUACAGGUGUGUGUGUGUAAAUGUAUCGUGUGUGUGUGUUUUUAUGACGUGUGGGGGGCUGCGGUGUGCAAGAAGUAGGACAGUGCUGACUGAUGCUGCUAAAGGAAUAAAAGGCAAAAGUGUCAAA
This is a messenger RNA of Nerophis ophidion (straightnose pipefish), 4109 nucleotides long. It is a transcript of the gene large1, whose product is annotated as LARGE xylosyl- and glucuronyltransferase 1. Gene Ontology annotation, molecular function: xylosyltransferase activity; glucuronosyltransferase activity. NCBI's taxonomy places the organism in Eukaryota, Metazoa, Chordata, Actinopteri, Syngnathiformes, Syngnathidae. The record is from RefSeq and is a predicted model, not a curated record. Gene Ontology annotation, biological process: protein O-linked glycosylation via mannose. The transcript is spliced from 15 exons. The coding region runs from base 517 to 2784 and encodes 755 amino acids.